This is a messenger RNA of Desarmillaria tabescens, 1155 nucleotides long. RefSeq lists its product as uncharacterized. The record is from RefSeq and is a predicted model, not a curated record. The transcript has 3 exons. Bases 1 to 1155 code for a protein of 384 amino acids. Lineage: Eukaryota; Fungi; Basidiomycota; Agaricomycetes; Agaricales; Physalacriaceae.
AUGGCGAACCCACUGUUAACUUUCUCGCAAGGGCCUCCUAGGGACAUGCCCUACCACACACUCAGCACAAAUUAUGGCCUCUCAUACAACUGCCGGGACCUCUACAACCGCAUCAUCAAUGCGGCCUCUCUCGAACAUGUCCUCGGAUCCCACUAUGAUGGAUUUUCCCUCCAGAAGGAGGGCCCAGAGGAUAGCCCUAUUGACCCGUAUGUCCCCAUACUUCUAACGGCACUCUCUGGACACAAAGGGGUCGAGACGAUCUUCCUCACUGACGUGAACUGGCGUUCCUUUCCAUCCCGCCAGGCGUGGCAUGCCUCCAUCACCGCCUUCCCCAACGUCACUUAUUUGAUCUUGACUUCCAUCUCACUCCUUGCCGAAGAGUUAUGCUCCUUCAUUCGUUCAGCCCCACUACUGCAAAACCUAGAAAUUCAUAUGUGUACCAUCACCAAUGACUUCCCAUCGCAAACGCUCAGUGCCAUCCCUGCCCGUACAGUCAUGGCUAACCAGCAAGGUCCCCAGAUCCUAAGUCUGGACAUCACUGUUGGUGAAGACUGCGAUACCAUUGUGGACUUCUUCAACCAGCCCUGGUCCCCGUUGUCAUUUCUCUACUUCGGAGAUCUCAAAAUCUCGGGAAAGGGUAUGGCAGGUGGUAAGGACAUCGCCAAAGAGAUCGCAAGAUUGGUCGAUAUCUCGGUUCCUAGUAAGCUGGAUGUAAAUUGCGCCAACUUUUACUGUUUUGCCGACGCACCGUCUAUUUCUAUCGGGUGGACCGAAGUAAGGCAGCUCGAGAUCGUUCUGCCCCUUGAUGGCGCAAACGACUUCCAACGCACUAGUGACUGCCUCCAGUGGUGGACGUCCUCCCUCAAGCUAGUUCCACGGAACAACAAGAUUGUCGAUAUAGUCAUUCAUGUUGAGGCCGAGCUGGAGUCUAUUACUUACCUUCCCUCGGGGAUGAGUAUGAUUCCAUGGAUCGCCUUCGACGAGGCUCUGUCUGAUGGGAAAUUCAAGCUGAAUGGUGCAUUCUCUGUUGCCAUGGGGACGUGGUGCACUUCCAGGCCAUUCGACGGCGAGGUUUAUGAACGCUGGCUUGAAUCUAAUGCUCUACCAAAGUCUUUUGAACGACACACAGGUGUUUGCUAUCGACAACGUGGUUAA